Messenger RNA from Telopea speciosissima, 925 nucleotides. Its product is annotated as probable BOI-related E3 ubiquitin-protein ligase 3. Lineage: Eukaryota; Viridiplantae; Streptophyta; Magnoliopsida; Proteales; Proteaceae. Gene Ontology annotation, molecular function: ubiquitin-protein transferase activity. The coding region runs from base 6 to 860 and encodes 284 amino acids. The transcript is spliced from 2 exons. The record is from RefSeq and is a predicted model, not a curated record.
UUCUCAUGAUGGCUGUUCAAGAGCAGCAGUAUCCGGAGAAUCUGGGUUUUCCUUUGUUCGGAUUGCAGGAAUGGAUGGAUUCCUGUUGUGGUGGUAGUGUUGGGUUUAAUGAUUUAUAUUUCAAUCCUCAACAGCAAGAACAGAUGCAGCAGUUACAGAAUCUCAAUAUACAGAGAAAUCAGACCUUGGGUUUCGAAAAUAGUCCGGUGGUUUCUUCUUCUUCCAAUGGUAAUCUUGUUUCAAUGGCUUUCUCAGAGUCUUUAGCUGCUCAGAUUGAUAAGCAAGCAUUGGAGAUUGAUCGUUUUAUUCUAUUACAGAAUGAGAGACUCAGAUCAGCUUUACAUGAACAAAGGAAGCAACAAAUGGCGACCCUUCUAAAAAAGAUGGAAUCAAAGGCGUUGAGCUUACUGAAAUGGAAGGAUGAAGACAUUGCAAGAGCGGCCAAAAGAACAAUAGAACUGGAAGAAUGCUUGAGAAAGGUAGAAAUGGAGAACCAAGCUUGGCGAAAAGUCGCUAAAGAGAACAAGGCCAUGGUUGUGGCUCUGAAUAAUACACUGGAACAAGUGAAAGAGAACGCUUGCUGCUUUCCUUCUGCCGAAGCAGAUGACGCAGAGUCUUUUUGCGAUGUCUCUCCGGAGCAUAACAGGGAAGAGAAAGGAAGAGAAGAAGCCAGAUACAAUGAAGAACAGGAACCAAUGAGAAAGAUGGCUUGUAAGGUCUGCAAUUCUCGAAGGUCGUGCGUCCUUUUCCUCCCUUGGACGAGGCAUCUGUGUUCGUGCAAGUCUUGCGAAGCCUUCCUCGAUUCUUGCCCUGUCUGCAAUUCUUUAAAAAAUGCAAGCAUGGAGGUCUUCUUGUUAUAGGAAAACAAAAAAGAACAUUAACAUAUUUUCCUUUCUUUCGUUCUUUCUUCUCAACUCGUCCUUUA